GCUGCUGCUUCGGUCUUCUGCGCUGGCCUCUUUGCCGGAUCUGGGUGCGGCGCCUCCUCCGGUCCCCUGCUCCCCCCUGCUGAUGCGCCCGCCCUGUUGGGGCUUCCCCCUCCUCUGCGCGCAUUCAAGUCUCCGCGGCCGCGCCGGACGCCUUCAAUGCGGCCACCCGCCUCCGCUCCAUCAUCACCAUCCCCCCUCGCCCUUCCCGGCUCGUCAAUGCGGCGUCAGGAGGCGUCCUUGCGCCGCGGCCUGUCCCGUCCGCUCCUCGGGAGGGGGAGGGCUGGACUUUCGUGCAGCGGCAGCGCCACCCUUGACGGGACGUGCCUUCAAGCCGGGCGUCUGCCGUCCAGUCCCAUCCCGCACCGGGCGGCCUCGACGAGCAACGCCGAGCCAGUUUCAUCCGCUUCAAAAAGCGCACGGAGGGGCGCUGCUCUCGCUGUCUCGCCCCCAAACACCACCGCUCCUCUGCCUGUUGCGACCAUGUGCGCUGCCUCUCCUGCAACCUCUCGGGCCACAUCGAGCGCUGCUGCCCCCUGCGGCGUGCGUCAAAGCAGCGUCCGGCCUCCCCGCCUGCGGCCCCUCCGCUGUGCCGCUAUCCCGCCGCUUCGGGCGCGCGUUCCUGGGCUGAGGUUGUCGCCUCCCCGUCCGCUCCCCCUCCCCGCGCUGAGAUGGCUCGCGCUUCCGCCGGCAUCGGGGCGCCGGACGCCCGCCCCGAGGAGGACUCGUGCUUCAUCCCGUCCUCAUUUGACAUGGACCGCGACAUGCUUGAGUGGGAGCAGACGGCGGCCAUCGCUUGGGCCAUCAACGCGCCACGGCGGCUCGUCGCGCUGGACGUCGACCGCGCCAUCCGGAAGCAAUUCCGGCUCAGCCACGGGGACGUGGCUGUCACCCCGUACCACCUGGUGGAGUUCCUCGUCAAGUUCGAGCACAAGGCCCAGUGUGACGCGGCGCUUGCCGCGGGUCGCGUGCGUGCUGCCGGCGCCAUCGUCCACAUCAGGCCGUGGCGUCCUCUGGAGCGCGCGUUCGGGGCCGCCCUCAACUACCGAGUGCACCUGUGCUUGGAGAACGUCCCUGACUACGCGUGGACGCCGUACGUCGCCGAGCGCAUCAUCGGCCGGCGCUGUUCCCUGGAUCGCCUCGACGACCACUCCGCGCUCCGGACGAACUCUGAGACGCUCGACCUCUGGGCCUGGACUGCAGACCCAAACCUCAUCCCCAAGGUCAUCUGGCUAACAUUCACCACCCGUCCAUCCGGCGGCCUGAAGGUGUUCGCCAAUGUGGCGAGGCCGUCUGGUUGCAAGCGUGGCGCAACCUUCCGGGUGCUGGUCCACUUGGACAUGGUGGAGGACCACUCCAAUGCUACCCUGGACUGCUACACCUCUGACGGUCGCGCCGAGGUGUUCAGCCCUCCCAGGCUGCCGCUGGAGUGGCACAUGGAGUGCGUCGACGGUGUUCCGCCGCCUCUUGGCGCCACCCUUGCCCUCCCUGACGUGGGAGGCAGCUCGCGGGCUGCUGCACCGCGUCGCCGAGACCGGGGCACGGACGACCACCCCCGACAGAUGCCGCGGCGCCGGGACGACAGCGACGACUACGACGACGACUGGCGUGGCGGCGGCGGCCGGGACGGACGCGGCCGGGUGCCCCGCUCCAACGACUCGGCCUUGGACGGGCGCAGGGAGCGCACCCGCUCUCCUCGACGUCGUGACGUGGAUUCGGUGCGUCAUGGACGUCGCCGUGCGGGCUCCCCCGUGGGCGCUGCGUCUCCUGUCAUGGCGAUGGAGGUCGACCCGGUGGCAUGCGGCAAGCUGCACCUUCUGUCCGACUGCGGCGCUACUGCGGGGCCUCGCCUCCCGCUGGUGGACCAUGCCCGCCUACUUCGGUCCGAGCUGUCGGCGGCUAUCGACACCGCGCUCGCUCCGCUGCGCUCGGAAUUCUCUGCCAUGCGUCGGCGGCUGGCGGCCCGGCCAGCCCAUCCUUGCUGGCUGGCGCGGCUGUUGGCGUGGUGGAGGCGGGUUCGGCGGUGGCCGCCCUGCCUACGCUGUCGGCCUGCUUUGCGGGACUCGCCCUGUCCCCGGACGUGCGGAGCCUCGACACGCCGGGGGUUGAAGCCUGGUCCGCCCCUUAUUCGCCACCGACCGGUGAUGCUUCGCCUCUGGCCCGGCCUGUCGACGCUGGCCGCGCGAUGUGCGACGCUAGGGGUGACCCUGUCGGGCUUCUUGUCGCUGCGCCUCUCUCCGCCGCCCUCGUGAUCAGGCCUGAGCCGGUCGCUGUCCACUCGGUCAUUGCAGCUGGGAGUGGCCCGGCGGAGAUCCUCUCGUCGCCGCGUCCCCCCCCCCCCCCCCCCCCCCCCCCCCCCCCCCA
Molecule: messenger RNA, 2361 nt
Organism: Aegilops tauschii subsp. strangulata
Lineage: Eukaryota; Viridiplantae; Streptophyta; Magnoliopsida; Poales; Poaceae
Source: RefSeq, a predicted model, not a curated record